AUGGUGUUUUCGAGCUACAUUUCAUGGGACGAUUUGAAAGUAGAAGGUGAGAACCUUCAACCCCAAAACGCAACCGACACGAAGCGCGUCAUCGUCGUCGACCAAACAGGAAAAGGCGAUUGCUUAACCGUGCAAGCCGCAGUUGAUUUGGUGCCCCAUCACAAUCCCCAUAGGCUCAAAAUAUACAUCCUUCCUGGCCUCUACAGAGAAAAGGUUAAUGUUCCUGCUUCGAAGCCUUAUGUCUCAUUCAUUGGAGACCCGGAGAGGGCAGAGGCAACGGUGAUCGCGUGGCACAAUCGAGCUUCGGAUUUGGAUGAGAACGGUGAUGAGAUCGGGACGUUUCGAUCAGCCUCUGUCACCGUAGAAGCGGACUACUUUUGCGGUGUUGGGAUCACUUUUCAGAACACAGUGCAGUUUAGUGCAGGGGCACGGGGGAAUCAAGCGGUCGCGCUGAGGAUAUCGGGCGAUCACUCUGUGUUGUACAAGUCAAGAUUUUUGGGGUCACAGGAUACGCUUUUGGACGAGAGUGGGACGCAUUUUUUCUACAAGUGUUUGGUGCAAGGUUCAAUUGAUUUUAUAUUUGGAAGCGCGAGAUCACUGUACAUGGAAUGCACCAUCUCAGUGAUCGGUGAGUCAUUUGCUAUAGCAGCGCAGCGUAGAGACACUGCCAACGACGAUGGAGUGUUUUCGUUUGUGAAUUGUACGAUACAUGGGGGUGGAGGCGGAGGAGGUGUGUUCUUGGGGAGAGCGUGGGGGGAUUAUUCGAGAGUAGUGUAUUCGUACAGUGAGCUUGACAUAGACGUGAAACCGCAGGGGUGGGACGACUGGGGAAAGCCAUCAAGACAAAAGACCGUGUUGUUUGGAGAGUACAAGUGUCGAGGGAAGGGAGCGGAUAGGCGCGGGAGAGCAGCAUGGUCGAAAGCGCUAACGCACCACGAAGCACAACCUUACCUUGAUUUAACAUUCAUUGCUGCCAACCAGUGGCUAAGAUUGUAA
Salvia splendens (bonfire salvia) is the source of this 996-nucleotide messenger RNA. Its product is annotated as pectinesterase QRT1. Gene Ontology annotation, molecular function: pectinesterase activity. The coding region runs from base 1 to 996 and encodes 331 amino acids. The record is from RefSeq and is a predicted model, not a curated record. Gene Ontology annotation, biological process: pectin catabolic process; cell wall modification. NCBI's taxonomy places the organism in Eukaryota, Viridiplantae, Streptophyta, Magnoliopsida, Lamiales, Lamiaceae. The transcript has 4 exons.